UCUAGGCCCAAGUCGUCACGCCCCCAAGACUCGGGAAUUGGGCCUGUAAAUGUCAAUCGCGGGUGUUAUUUUGUCUGCGUCCUGCGGCAUUGGUCAAGAGACAAGGUACUAAUAUUAUUGUCAGCAUCAUCGCCAUCGCCUUCACCAUCACCAUCGCUUUUGCCAUUGCCAUCACAACAUCUCAUGUUUCUCUCCACAGCCAUUCUUCUCUCUCAUUCACUACUUUAUCCACUUGGUUUGGCCCUGCCACUUUCCCCUACACCAACAUUGAUAUUCUUCCUAUUCUCUUCUCUCGACCACCCACUCUGAUCAAUGCCAGUUUGGGCCUCACGCCCCGGCCACGCCAUCCCACUUACCCUUGCUACCACAACAACAAUCCGUCCUCCUUGGCCCAUGACAUCUCAUACCCACCGAGCCUGACAACCACACAACUCGCUACCGGCUUCUUCUCCGUACCACCUCUCUCACUACCACCACCUCCGCCUCUUCUCUCUUCCUUCCCCCCUCCCCUCUAUUCUUCUGUCAUCUCUCAUCCACCUUCGCCCCCGCCAUGGCCGACACCGACCAGGCUAUCGCCGAGGUCUUUCGCAAGAUCGAAAGAGAAAAGGCCCUUAUCAAUGCCGCAACCCACAUGCGACAGUCCACCUCUAAUGCCGCCGUCCAAGCACGUGUCGACAGCAACAUCAAAGAUGGCCGGAGAAACAUUUCUUAUCUGGAGGAGAAGCUAAGAGAACUGCAAAUCCGUAAGCACGGCGCCAGCAAUGACGGUGCUCCUCCCCCACCUGCCCACGGUGGUCAAGGCUAUCCCUCGCCAGACCGAAAUCAACGACAAUAUCAAUCGGGGAGCGCACCCGCCCCCCCACCAAAAGACUCUCGUGGUUAUUUCAUGCCUGAUCAAGGAGGCUAUGGAGAUCCUGGCCCUGCUGGUUACGGCCAUCCUGGUGCAGGAAUGGGACCUCCACGCGCCGCAUACGGUGAUCAACGACCAUAUAGUUCAUCCAUGGCAAAAGCCGCGAGGCCCAACUUUUCAAAAUUAGAUCUCAUCAAAUAUGAUACCCCAUACCUCGGCCCAAAGAUCCAGUUAAUGUUGUCACAACUCGAGUUCAAACUUUCCGUGGAGAAGCAGUACAAGGCUGGCAUUGAAAAGAUGGUUCGCCUCUACCAAGAUGAGGGAGAUAGAAAAAGUAGACUCGACGCCGAGGGCCGGAGGAUAGAGAGCAACCAAAAAGUCCAGCUGCUCAAACAAGCUCUCAAGAGGUACAUGGAUCUCCAUGUCGACAUUGACGCCGCAGAUGGUGCCGACGAUGAUAGUCUCAACGCCCCCAACAUGCGAAAGCCUCUGACCGGCCACCUCGAAAUGCGCAUCCACGCCAUCAAAGACGUCGACCACGCAGCCUCUUCCCGUUUCUCACGUGGGCCAGAAACCUUUGUUAUCAUGAAAGUCGAGGACAACAUUCGUGCCAAAACCCGAGCCACUCGGACAGACAGGUGGACUGAGGAAAUCCACAGCGUUGAUAUUGACAAGGCAAACGAAAUCGAGUUGACUGUCUACGAUAAAGCCGGAGAUCGUCCUUUACCCAUCGGCUUCCUCUGGAUCCGAAUAUCAGAUAUUGCCGAAGAGAUGCGACGGAAGAGGAUCGAGUCUGAAUUCCAACAGAGUGGAUGGGUUUCUGCCGACAAGAUGGCCAACGGCGGCCCCGGUUCCAGAAAUGGGCCCGACUCUACCUCAUCACCAUAUAUGCCCCCGGGAGAUGGCGCUGGCGCCGGUUCUGCCGCCGGAUUUGCUCAAAACGUCCAGCCUGUCAUGAUUGAUUCCUGGUUUUCUCUAGAGCCUGCUGGCAGGAUCCAUCUGACCAUGAGCUUUCAGAAACAGACUGGAGCACGACGUCCCUUUGAUAUUGGUCUCAACCGACAGGGUGCCGUGCGACAGAAGAAAGAAGAGGUGCAUGAAAAGCAAGGUCACAAGUUUGUCAAGCAACAAUUCUACAACGUCAUGCGCUGUGCUCUCUGCGGCGACUUCCUCAAGUAUUCCGCCGGCAUGCAGUGUGCAGAUUGUAAAUACACCUGCCACACCAAAUGUUAUCCCAAGGUCGUCACCAAGUGCAUUAGCAAGGCAAACUACGAGACCGACCCAGACGAGGAGAAGAUCAACCAUCGCAUCCCUCAUCGCUUCGACAAUUUCUCCAACAUUGGCGCCAAUUGGUGUUGUCAUUGUGGUUAUCUUCUGCCUCUAGGGAGACGCAACGCCAAAAAGUGUUCUGAGUGUGGUUUGACAUGCCAUGCUCAAUGUCAGCAUCUGGUCCCUGAUUUCUGUGGCAUGUCGAUGAUAGUUGCCAACGAAAUUCUCGAGACCAUCUCCCGCACCAAGAACCACAACAAAUCCUCAUCUAUAGGUUCAGGCAUGAGUGGACGGACCUUGAGACCAAAUUCUGGUCGGCCAGGGCCGACUUCUCCCACUCAAAGCUUUGCUGGCUCCGAUACCACCUUGAGUCAGCAAGUCUCGAAUCAAUCAUACGACCAAUCUCAGGAACAACCAAAACCUUCCUCCGCAGCGAUGAGUGCAGCCGCCUCCAUGUACAAUCAACCUCCACAAUCGCAGCAACAGCAACAGCAGCAGCGACCGCUUCAGCAGAGAGUCGUCUCCAGUGCAGCUGUUCAGGCGGCGGCUGCUGCCACAGCCCGUCCCACGUCACAGAGUUACAACCAAAACUUCAAUGAUUACAGCCCUCAAAAACAACCGGCGGCCGAUCGCUAUGCCCACGCGAGGCCGCCGGCAGCAGAGCCGCCACAGCAGCAACAUGCUUCAUACGACCCUCGAGCAUAUCAACAAUACGAUAGGCAACCGGUCCAACAGCAGGUACAGCAGCAGCAUCAACUUUCCCAGCAAGCCAUGGUCCAACAACAAAGAGCACAGCAACAGGCUCAGCAAGGUCCACAAGGCUACCACCCGGCCCCCGUCAAGCCGGCUCCAUCCGCUCAUCAACAAGUCGCCACUCCUGCCACAGGACGUGGCUCCGGUCCACGAAUUGGCCUUGACCAUUUCAACUUCCUCGCUGUCCUGGGCAAAGGUAACUUUGGAAAGGUCAUGUUGGCAGAAGCCAAAAGCUCCAAGAAGCUUUAUGCCAUCAAGGUCCUUAAGAAAGAGUUCAUCAUUGAGAAUGAUGAAGUCGAGUCGACCAAAUCCGAAAAGCGAGUCUUUUUGAUCGCCAACAAGGAAAGACACCCCUUCUUACUCAACCUGCACGCCUGUUUCCAAACAGAAACCCGGGUUUACUUUGUCAUGGAAUACAUUUCCGGAGGCGAUCUGAUGUUGCACAUUCAACGUGGACAAUUUGGACUUAAGCGAGCCCAGUUUUACGCCGCCGAAGUAUGCCUGGCGUUGAAGUACUUUCACGAAAACGGCGUCAUCUACCGCGACUUGAAGUUGGACAAUAUUCUCCUCACAUUGGACGGUCACAUCAAGAUUGCCGAUUAUGGUCUCUGCAAAGAAGACAUGUGGUAUAAGAGUGUCACAUCGACCUUUUGCGGAACCCCCGAGUUCAUGGCCCCGGAGAUUCUUUUGGAUAAGAAGUAUGGACGCGCGGUUGAUUGGUGGGCAUUUGGUGUCUUGAUCUACCAGAUGCUGCUCCAACAGUCGCCCUUCCGUGGUGAAGACGAGGAUGAAAUUUACGAUGCCAUCUUGGCUGACGAACCGUUGUACCCCAUUCACAUGCCUCGCGACAGCGUAUCAAUUCUCCAGAGGCUACUUACGCGAGAUCCUGAUCAACGCCUGGGUAGUGGCCAGGGCGAUGCGCAGGAAAUCAUGAGUCAUCCCUUCUUCAAGGGCGUCAACUGGGACGACAUCUACAACAAACGAGUCCCCACACCUUUCAAGCCUACGGUGAAGAACGAGAAAGAUACCAGCAAUUUUGACUCGGAAUUCACCAGUGUUACACCGGUCUUGACACCUGUACAGAGUGGUAAGUGACUCACUACCUUUGAGAUUAUUUUGAAAUUGUACAACGGAACGCUGGACUAACGUGAUCAUUUGUGUAGUUCUCUCACCAGCUCAUCAAGAAGAAUUCCGAGGUUUCUCCUACUCGGCAGAUUUCAUCUAGGCGGGGAAGAGGAAGGGGACGAGGAUUAAAACGAGACACAUGAGAAACAGUGUAGUUGAUGAAAUCGAUGAAUCGAUGAAACGAGGACCACGCAUGACCAUUCACGGGAUGAAUGGAAGCUGGGGGGAAAGGUCCAAUGGUCCAAUAAUGCAGAACGAACAAAAGUCCGCCCCCGUCGCCUUCGUCGUUUGGGUUGAUCAUUCAGGAUUGAUUGAUUGAUGGAUUGAUUGAUAUGAUCCAUUUAGAAUCUCACACCGACAAUCCUAGUCUGGUCGGGGGGGAGACUUGGCUUUUCUCUCUGUAGCAUCAAAUACCCAUUGCACGAGCGUGUUCUUACAAGUUCAACUUUUGGUUUUUUGCUAUCUUCAUCAAUGAGCACAGGAAGACCAUGGAUGAAAAAAGUUUGAUUGAACAUAAGUAUAUGUAGAACCCGAACUUAAGUACCGAAACAUACCCUCCUCUCACCAGAACUACAAUCACCCCUCAAUCACGAAAGGG
Messenger RNA from Exophiala mesophila, 4595 nucleotides. RefSeq lists its product as hypothetical. The record is from RefSeq and is a predicted model, not a curated record. The transcript is spliced from 3 exons. Gene Ontology annotation, biological process: signal transduction; fungal-type cell wall biogenesis; protein phosphorylation. NCBI's taxonomy places the organism in Eukaryota, Fungi, Ascomycota, Eurotiomycetes, Chaetothyriales, Herpotrichiellaceae. Bases 551 to 3967 code for a protein of 1138 amino acids. Gene Ontology annotation, molecular function: ATP binding; diacylglycerol-dependent serine/threonine kinase activity.